Molecule: messenger RNA, 1497 nt
Organism: Trichoderma asperellum CBS 433.97
Lineage: Eukaryota; Fungi; Ascomycota; Sordariomycetes; Hypocreales; Hypocreaceae
Molecular function (GO): dipeptidase activity
Source: RefSeq, a predicted model, not a curated record
AUGGCUGCCGCUGGAGCGGUGGCCCAAUCAACUGUUGAUCUCUCCAAUCUCCCGGCUUUCUUGAAGUCUAGCUCAAGUACCAACUGGCCAACCCUUCUGGCCAUUGGCCAGCAGAUCUGGAACGACCCAGAAGUUGGCCUCAACGAAACUCACGCACAUGGCCGCAUCGUCAACUACUUUUCUUCACUACCAGGCUGGACGGUGUCAGGAUCGGCUUACACUGGUCUCCCUACAGCUUUCCGAGCCGAGUUCGAUAACCGGCCGUCUGGUUUCACAGGCACUCUGCCAACUGUUGGGUUCUUGGCCGAGUUUGAUGCUCUGGUGGGCAUAGGCCAUGCCUGUGGUCACAAUCUCAUUGCUCUCAAUGGCAUCUCAGCAGCCAAGUUUGCUAGCGAUGCUCUGGUACACUACAACAUCCCUGGCCGCGUGAUCCUUGUCGGGACUCCCGACGAGGAGAACGCGGCAGGCAAGUUCAAGCUCAACAACUUGGACGCUUUUGCUGAUUCAGAUGUCUGGCUGAUGGCACAUCCUACUACGACGAGCGCUAUUCAGCCGAUGAACGCCCGCCUCAACUACUUUGCCACCUUCAUUGGCAGCACACACUCCGAGGCUGUUGGAAAGGCCUACAACGCAAUGAGUAUUGUACAGAAUCUGACUGGCCUGCCGGGAACCAGUUCAAGCGCCAUUAGCAUUGAGAACGUUGGUGUCUACGCGACCAACAUUGUGCAGACCGCUAUCGACCUUGGCGUGGCCGGCCUGAGUCUCGCGACAGUUAAUAGCACUGUUGCCAGCAUCCUCGAUUCGAGUUAUCCCAACGUCACCUUCGAAGCUACCACUGAUGCCAACGGUGUAGCAAUUACGAUGAAUGGCCCCGGAGGCCAUGCUUCAGAGGCGAGCAAAGGUCCCUUGACGCUGUCAAUUAACACAUACAACGCCCUCAAGAACACGCCUGGAGUCUCCUUUUACCUGCCCAGCAACACCUCUAUCAAUGAGCUCGAUAUUACGAUUGACAUGCGCACCCGCUACACCAGCGACUUGAACUCCGUGGCCAACUUCGUCAGCGCUGCUCUCGGCACUCUUCCCAAGAGCAUCUCCCACGAUGUCCAGUAUCCAUCUCUGGAAGUGGAUCCAUACCUCGGACAGGCUUUUAUCGACUUGACUCAGACCGCUGAUUAUCCAUUGGCCAAGUUUAACUUCAGUACAUUUGCUCCCGCCUCCACAGAUGCCUCGUGGGUGCAGGACCCUGUGCUCGAUCCUGUCACACGCAACUUGACCAGCGCGGCCAAGGCGGUGCUCCACGCAAACUACGGCAUCUGCCCCAAUCUGUCCGGAGCCGGUUGCGCGUUUAACCAUGAGCCGCUGUUCAAGGCCCUGGCCAACACGGAUUUGGCAUACUCUCAGACCGAGAUCGUGGCUAGGGCAGAGGCUCAGAUUGCUGUCCAGCUGCUGGCUGAUCCGUCUGAAAUGAGUAAAGCGACUGCCAUUCUGUCGAAAUAG